AUGUCAACCGAUUCAACUUUUUUAUCAAAUCAAGAUAAUAAUGAAUAUAAUGUAGAGAAUCAACGUGUGUAUAAAACAACACUACUUUAUAAGAUUAAGAUAUUUUUUAAGAAGCUAUGGCAAGGUCCAGCUGAACCAAAGGAUGAAUAUGCUCCUAGAUUAACUUAUUUCAAUUUUUUAGAAACUAUACCUGAUAAAUUUCACGAAAGGGUUGCACCGAUAUAUAAAAAAUUUUUAUUAAUAACAUAUCUAAUAUUCUGGUUCGGACUAGUCUAUUCAAUUUUGAUACCUUAUUUUACAGUUCCGCCACAUGUUACUUCAGGAACAGAUAUAAAAGAAAUUUAUUCAUUGUCAUGUUCAAGUCAAGAUGAAUUUUGGAAAGGUAAAAAUGGAGCUUGUGGAUUAAACGGAGAAUUAUGUCCAGAGAUUUUGAAACAUGAACAAAAUGAUAUAUAUAUACGGUGUCCUGCUUUAUGUGAUAGAGGAAGUUGGACAUAUUCGUUAAUUCCAAUAGGUGAUCAACGUAUAAAAUAUAGAGGUUAUUUUGUUGGAGGUGGAAGAGAAGUUGAAAACAAAAUAGAAAAAGAUCAAUUAACAAAUCCUUAUAGAGCAGAUAGUUAUCCAUGUGGAGCUGCUGUACAUGCUGGUUUAGUUUCACCUGUAUGGGGUGGUUGUGCUAAGUUAUCAUAUAAAAGUAAUGGUCAACCUUAUUUUAAAUCAACAAAGGGUCAUUAUGGAGUACGAAAAUCUAUUGAAUUUUUAUCUUUUUUCAAAUCAUCGUUCUUCUUUAAAAAAUUAAAAUCUGAUAAUGAAAUAUUUAGUCAAUGUUAUGAUCCAAGAUUUUCUGUUUUAAUUAUCAAUAUAAUUUUAGGUAUACCGAUUGUUUAUUUAGCUAGUGGUGUUGUUACUUAUUGGGUAAUUAAUAUUGUUGGUUUUUGGACCAUAUGUUUAGCAACUGAUCCACCUGUAAAUAUAGAUGCUAAUGAUCCUGAAGAUUUUGCAAACUUAUUAUCAAUUGGAUUAGAAAGAUUUCUACCAUCAUGUUGUAUAUUGUAUGUUUUAUGGCAUUUUUCAACAGAGAGAACCUUAUCAGAACCUCCAGCAAAUUCAAAUGAAAAAGUUUCAUAUUUGAGCAGGCUAAUAUUGUGGUAUCCAUUAUUUUGGCUUGGAAUUCUAAAUAAUAUGACAUUUGAUAGAUUACCUGUUGAUAGAUUAACAAUUGACGAUUUAAAAGUACAGUCAGGUGCUAUUUUUGCUGUUGGAUCCAUCAUAUUAACUAUUACAACCUGUGCAAUCAUACAAGCUUAUAAGAUUUGGUUAUCAGGUAGGUUUCGAAAGUAUUUAUUACUUUAUUCAACCUUUACUUUAGGUUUGGUGUUGUUAGGUAACUUACCAAACUUAACUUUAAGAGUCCAUCAUUAUAUAUUAGCAAUGUUAUUAAUACCCGGUUGUGCUACAAAAGGUAGAACAGCAUUAAUGUUUCAAGGAAUUUUAUUAGGUUUAUUUUUAUCUGGUGCUUCAAGAUGGGGAUUAGCAGCAAUUGCAGAAACUGCUACUUCAUUAUUAAGAAAUGAUCCACAAGGUAAAACAGUUUCACCUCCUUUAAUUACUAAUUAUGAUAACAAUUCAGGAAUAUUAAGUUGGAUGAGUAUUUCACCAGCAAAUGGAACCAAUAAUCAAGAGAAAUUGCUUAGCAAAUAUUCAGAAAUAUCUUUAUUAAUCAAUGAUAUUGAACUGUUUACUAAUAAAUCAAUAGAUCAAUUAAAUUUAAAGCAAAUACUAGAUAAGCUACCAAUAGUACAAGAUACUUUAAAUAAUGGUAUAAAAGAUUCUUCAGGCGAUAUAUCAAUAUAUUUAAGAUUAGGUAGAAAAAUUCCCAAUACCAAAUUUUAUAGUGAUUUUUCAAACGCUGCAACAUUAAAAUGGCCAAGUGGGAAAUUAACAUUACCAGUACCAGGUCUAACAUAG
Molecule: messenger RNA, 1968 nt
Organism: Insectozyma verbasci
Lineage: Eukaryota; Fungi; Ascomycota; Pichiomycetes; Serinales; Debaryomycetaceae
Source: the annotation of a GenBank genome assembly